Molecule: messenger RNA, 900 nt
Organism: Colletotrichum phormii
Lineage: Eukaryota; Fungi; Ascomycota; Sordariomycetes; Glomerellales; Glomerellaceae
Exons: 4
Coding region: 1-900 (299 amino acids)
Molecular function (GO): protein binding
Source: RefSeq, a predicted model, not a curated record
AUGUUCUUCAAGUCCUUCUCGAAUGCGCAAUCGAAGCGCGCUUGGGAACUAUUAGACGUACCAUCAUCGGAGAUCUUCCUACGUCGAGCAGAUGCAAGAGUCGCGGUUCUCGGCGAUUAUGCCUACAUCGAUGGCGGCGAGGUCUCUCAGCUCGAUGCGCGAGGUAACCUGAUAACGUCGCGAGGCUCCAACGCAGUGAACUCCACAUUAUCGAUCGAUUUGACGACGUCAUGGUCCGCAACCAGCGUCAGGAUCAGGGAGAUCACGAAGACGCCGAAAACGAUGGAUCAACAAGCGAUGUGGAAGAACGACGCGAAGAAUACAUUCUGGAUCUGGGGCGGGCAUAGCCCAUUUGGAGCACCAUUAGACGAGCCCACGUCUUGGAAGUUCGAAGCGGACGGCAAAGGAGGUGGCACAUGGUCAAAGGAGACGCCGGCAAAUCCAACACUUUUCCAGGAACUGCGACGGAAUGAAGGAGGCGCAUUCGCUAGCACCCCCGACGCUGGGUUCUGGUUUGGAGGACAAUCAUCGGGCUGGACGACCUCGAACCCAUACUCGCAGCCACUCCCCGGUAUUCUCUCCUAUAAUAUGACCACGAGGUCUAGGGCGAAUGAGACAAAUGAUGCAUUCUCCAAAUACGGCACAUUAACGGGGGGCUCUGCGACCUACAUCCCGACUUUCGGUCCGAACGGUCUCAUCACCAUAAUGGGCGGCGCGACAUGGAGCCUUGAACCAGAUCAGGCGAAGCCCCUCGGGUGGCAGGACUUCAGUAACUUGACAUUCAUGGACCCAGUAACCAGAGACUGGUACUGGCAGAAGACGACUGGGAACGCGCCUACUCCCCGUAGCAACUUUUGCAGUGUUGGAGUCGAAGGCAACAACGGAACCUACGAGAUGUGA